UUUGUAUACGAGAAAUAUAAAGCAGUACUUUGGAUAAGUCGACUUGUCAUCAUCUUAAAUAAAGAUCUAGAUUCUAGUGUCCAAUGAGGCAACAUGAUUUGGCUUUUGGCAGUGCUAGGUCUAAUAAAUAAUACAUUAGCAAUGAAUGAAAAAAAAGACUUUUGGCUGCAAGAUGGGAAAGAUGGGAUACAAUCUAUCUGGCAGACUAAACCGAAUUUCAAAAAAGCACACAACCUUAUUCUGAUGAUUGGUGAUGGUAUGGGGCUGUCCACCAUCACUGCUGGUAGAAUUUAUCAAGGUCAAAAGAAGGGCAAGAGUGGAGAAGAGAACAAACUGACAUUUGAACAAUUUCCUUACCUGGCACUUUCUAAGACUUACAAUGUAGACCGUCAGGUUCCAGAUAGUGCUGGCACAGCUGUUGCUAUGAUGACUGGAGUCAAAGUCAACAUGGCUACUCUGGGAGUCGGUAUUGAUGUUCCUUUUGCUAGCGAAUGUAAGAGCGUCACAGAUAAGAGUAAACUGAAGGGUGCCCUGCACUACGCACUAGAAGAAGGUAAGUCAGUUGGUAUAGUGACCACCACCAGAGUAACUCACGCCACCCCAGCCGCAGCUUUCGCGCAUAUACCCCAUAGGGACUGGGAAUGUGUAACACCUAGAGGGAAUGGCAACUGUGAGCUUGUCAAGGAUAUCGCCUUUCAGCUUAUCAUGGAUUAUCCUAAUAUUAAUGUAAUUCUUGGUGGUGGACGACAGUAUUUCACAAAUUCUUCAACAGCUGAUCCCGUCAUGAGCUCAAUGCCUGGAUUAAGAAACGAUGGAUUGGAUUUAAUCAAAGCCUGGAAGACUGAAAAGAUGGAACGAAAGGUCCAGCACGACUAUGUAUAUACCAGACAACAGCUCAAUGCACUGGACGCUUCGUCAAUUGACUAUUUGCUAGGUUUGUUUGCACCCAGUCACAUGACUUACGAAGCAGACAGACUGCCAUCUAGUGUUGAGCCAACUCUAACAGAAAUGACAGAAAAGGCUAUUCAAAUCCUCAAGAAAAACCCUAAAGGAUAUUUUUUACUUAUUGAAGGUGGGAAGAUCGACCACGGGCAUCAUGAAAACGGAGCGAAGAAAGCUUUGGAAGAGCUUCUAGAAUUUGACAAUGCUGUUGCCAAAGUAACGGAGAUGACAUCAGAGGAUGACACGUUGACAAUUGUCACUGCAGACCACUCCCAUGUCUUUGCGAUCUCCGGCUACCCUACAAGAGGAAACAACAUUUUAGGUUUGGUAGAUAAUAUGGAUGCUAUCGAAAGUCCACUGGAUAACAUGCCUUUCUUAACAUUGGGUUAUUUGAACGGUCCAUUCACGAAUAGAACUAACUUAACUGGUGUUGACACAACUGCUAGCAGUUUUCAUCAACCUGGCUGUAUCAAAAUGAAUCUGGAGACACACGCAGGAGAAGAUGUUGUCAUUUAUGCCAGAGGUCCAAUGGCUCACCUUUUCCAAGGCACUAGAGAACAGUCUUAUAUAGGUCAUGUUAUGAUGUACUCUGCCUGUCUUGGUGUCUACAAAGACAACUGCGACAUGCCCAAGAGAAAUAUGAUGCUUGAGCCCAUGUCAAUGCACUGCAGUGCUGUCAUCCCCAGAUCAACACUUUGGACUUUGUUGGGUCUUGUUGUUGUUGUUGUUGUCAACCAACUUUCUGAAAGUACAAGGAAUGUUUAGCCCCUCAGUGUUUGGAUCUUUAGUUCAAGUUUUUCUUUUCGUUCAUUUUGUGGAACAAAUUAUUAAUUCGGCUAUUUUGUUUGAGAUGUGGACUGUUAGUCUGUUACCACUAGGAUUUGAACUCUCCUUCAGUCCUUAAACACACAGGGCAAACAGCGAACUCCUAUUAGGUCAUACCGCCAGGAGGACCCAUGACAUACUAUUAUAAGGUAAUAAACUUCUGCAUAAGUCUAUGUUACUCAUAGAUUGACUUAGGGUUAUACGUAGACAAAAGGAUUGUCUUUUUAAACUUUAUAACUCGGUUUUGUUGGCUGCAUCGUUACAAAGUUAAUGUAUGAUCAUUUGUUAUUUAGGAACCUUUAUCUUAGUUUCGUAUUUGACAAAAACGUGCAAGUAUUUCUUUGUUCAUUUCAUACAAUUGUUUCGUUACUAGUAGGCC
Messenger RNA from Biomphalaria glabrata, 2146 nucleotides. Its product is annotated as alkaline phosphatase-like. Gene Ontology annotation, molecular function: alkaline phosphatase activity. Gene Ontology annotation, biological process: dephosphorylation. The transcript is spliced from 14 exons. The coding region runs from base 94 to 1707 and encodes 537 amino acids. The record is from RefSeq and is a predicted model, not a curated record. Lineage: Eukaryota; Metazoa; Mollusca; Gastropoda; Planorbidae.